Messenger RNA from Nasonia vitripennis (jewel wasp), 4748 nucleotides. RefSeq names its product myb-like protein X. The record is from RefSeq and is a predicted model, not a curated record. Lineage: Eukaryota; Metazoa; Arthropoda; Insecta; Hymenoptera; Pteromalidae. The transcript has 6 exons. Bases 337 to 1371 code for a protein of 344 amino acids.
UGCACUGAUCAGCUCGGCCUUAUAGACUAUAGUUCAUCCAGUACUCGCUCGAUGCCCAGCGCUGCCGCUCCCAUCGAAUUGGAUUCGAAUAUUUCGUCUCGCUCGCUAUAUACUUAAUCCACUGCAUACCCCAUAGUCCAUACACCUACAAGAGCAGCGAUAAAGAGGGAGAGAGACGCAGCGUUGUGGUCGCGCUGACACCACGCACAGAAGCGACGCUCGGCGCGCGCGUCCGCUCAAUCGUCAGUCGUCCGUCGGCCAGAGGAAGAGGAGGCUCGCGUGCUCCGGCUCUUUUUCUCGUGUCGUCCCCAGUCACACAGAAGCAGAUUCGUCAGGAUGGAGGUGAGCGCGCUGCUGCAACACACGCAGUACGCGAUACCGGUGGGUCUGGUGCUCGUCUGCGCCGUCCUCGUCUUCGUCUUCGGCUUCAAGAAGGCCGAGCAACCGCCCUUCGCCCACUUCUCCAACAUCUCCGACCCCGAGCGCAAGGCGCAGACUAAGAAGAAGUCAAAGUCCAAGGAGAAGCGAGCAGCCAAUGGCCAAGUAACUACUGAAAAGGCUAGUCCUUCUAAGAAGUCAGCCUCUGUUAAGUCUGAAUCAGCUGCUAAAAAAUCCAACAAGUCUGAUGAUGUUGAUGCUAAGCUCAAAGAGCGUAAGCAGGAUGAUAACAAAACAUCAAACAAGAAGGAGAAGGAAGUCAAGUCUGGCAAGGAAAAUAAAGUUGAGCAAGCAAAGAACAAGAAGAACUUGAAAAAUCUGCUGCAAGAGAAGCCAGUCGAUUAUGAUGAGGGUGACUGGGAACAAGCUUAUUCACGAAAAGACAAGUUGAAGAAGAAGAGGGAAGAAGAGACUCCCUCCAAGAAGUCUAAGAAAUCAAAGAAGACUGAUUUAAUCAGUGAUGCUUCUAACAACAAGGAGCAGGAGAAGCCAGAAAUUAAAGAUAAAAUUGCAAAAGAGACUGAAAACAAAGAAUUAAAGGAAAAAGAUAACAAAGAUGUUGUUUUAACUCCCAUCACCAAUGAGGAACCAGAAAAAGAAGUUGAAAAGGUUGAAGAUCCAGUAAAGCAAUCGCCAAAGGUAGAGAAGGUUGAGGAAAAAAAAUCUGGCAAAGGCAAGAAGGCCAAGAAAAACACUGACGCUGAUAAUGCUAAACCAACUUCUGAAGUAUCACCGAAGAAAGAUAAGAAAGCAGCUACCGAGCCGGUAGUUGAAAAGAAGGCAGCUGAAGCUCCCAAGGUUGACCCAGUUGAACCUGUUGUAACCGAGACGAGCGAGCCGAAGGCUACGGCUGCAUUUGAUGAACUUGGAGAUGUAUGGAAAGAAGCAAAAGCUCCAAAGAAGAGCAAAAAGAAGACCCGCAAGGACAACUGAAGAGGAUAAAGCUGUUAAGGCGACAAGUUCCUUGAACUUAGGGAUGUCAAGUGAGAAGUCUAUUUCGCAUGCUCCCUUGUAAAUAAAAGGAAAAGAACAGAAAACACAUAAAAAUGGUGAUCAAGCUGUAAAAAUCCAAUGCUGCCUUACCAGAUUUGUUGCUGAGAAGAGGCAUAUUAUUAGUAUAACAGAAUAGCAUGAAAUUCUAAUGCAGCUUUGGGAUUUUCAGCUUGAGCCACAUGAAUGUCUCGUUAACGAUUUUGAUCGUUAAAGAAGCGCACGAUCUAGUUUUCUUUAUUUUGUUUUGUUGUGAAACUAAAUGAUUUCUAUAUGCUACUAAAGUAGCAAAACAUGGGAUUUUAAAUUUGUAGAAAUAUUCAGUUAGUAAACAGUACAAAAUUAUUUCGUUACAGUUUUGCGCUAGCUAAAAUUAAAAAGAGCGAAUUUUUUUAAUACCUUGUAGCGAAUUGGGAACAAUAGUCUGUGGCUCUUAUAAUGUAUAAGUAGGGAGUGUAUAAAGUAAAUAUUAGUUUAAAUUUUUUAUUUAAACUUUCCAUAAAAAAAAUUUCCUGUUGUACUGUCCAUGAAAAAAUAUGUAUACCAAGUCAAAGUUAGAAAACUAUAAUUAAUCUUUAGGCUUGUUUAUCAUUUUUUGAAGCCUAAAUAAAGUUUUAAAUAUAAUUCAUUGAAAGUCUUACAAGCAAAUAAUCUAUAUCGUUGUUCAAUUAAAAAUUAUACAAGAAAAAUCCUAAUGUUAAUAAGAUCAGAUAGGCUAUUAUAAAUUCUAAUUCUUGUAUAGUUCAACGAUUAAUUACAAAUUGAUAACUUCUAACUUAAUUAUCAAUGAAUAUUAUUAUAUCUUUAUUGUUAUUAUUAAUGUUGCACAUGAAUUGGUGAGUUAGUAUGAUAGUCAUACCAAUGGGUGCGUGUGUAAUAUAUGCAUAAUGGAAGAGGUUGAAUUCUUUUUUUAGAAUUCAAUUGUCCAUGGUAUCACUUGAGCUGUGGUCGAUGGUAACAUGAUAUGUAAAGAUUUAUGAUGUUUAAGAAGUUUGAACAGAAGAAAUAUUAGUUUAGGAGUUUUUGUUUGUAAUGCUAACAUUUAAGUAAAAAAUCAACAAAUAUAGAUUUGCAAUAAAAACCAAUUCAAUGAAUUAGUAAAUAGCACUUGGAGUGCAUUUUUAUUUAUUUAAAUAAGUUUAAAGCUGAUAUUUGUUAAAUUAUGUGAUUGUAACUGUAACUCUCUCCAAAAUCUUUAUGUACAAACUAUUUUUCAAUUGACUCAAACAUUUUCAUCAAUUAUAUAGAAACAUUUGAACAUAAACACAUCACUUUUUUAUUUUGGUUUUCAUACCCGAAUACUUAGGUAUAUCAAAGCGUGCAAAAUUCUGAAUAAUUUUGCUGUCGAUAGGGUUUCAAAUUGAUGAAAUUAAAAGCAAAGAAAUUAUGCUUCUGCAAAGUGAGCCAUAAACCAUAAAUUAUCACUAUCGUUUUUUUUUUUAAUUUCAACUUGUUUUCAAAGUCCAUUCAUUACAAUAGUAGUAGUACAAGAAUGCCAAGGAUCACUCGAAAAAAAUACACGUAUUAUAUAAUUACUUUUAUAUAACAUGGAAAUAUUUUGUAAAUUUGUCUAUAACGACAUUCGACUACAUGUACACGAAUAGCUAGUAUAUUUCCUCUGCAAAAACAGCACGAUUCGAUUGUACUUAAAUGUUAAGCUGAAAAAUUAAUGCAGGAAACGUUGAAACACUAGCGACUUGCAACAACAUGUAGACAAAUAAUAUCGUCAGAGGCUGCGUACGUGGCGGUGAUCUUGAGCGUAGGAUAUUUUUGUAUUUUUAUUUAUACGAAAUAUGUUGUUGUAAAUGCUACCAAAAUUGUAAUUCGAGAUCUUCGCGAAUAAAAAGACAGGACAAAAAGUGUCGUGAAAAGAUAAGAUUACUCGAUUGUGAAGAGUAAUAAGUGACAUUGUAUAUUAGUAGGAAAACUUCAUAUUUUGAAUAAUUACAUCACAAUUUUGUACAUACCGAAUGUACGUUGCAUAUUGGGCAAUUUAACUGAGAUGGGAUAUUAUGUAUACAUGUAUGACUGGAGCAGCAGCGACUGAUUGCCCAACUUCAAUGUAUCACGAUGUGUAAAGUGCUAAACGAAAAAAUACAAGACAUUGUUACUUCGGCAUAAACAUAUUGCAGUAAUUGUAAAUAUGUACAUUAAAGCAGAAAACGCAUCCAUUAACGGAAGACUGUCUGAAGCUAUGGUAGUUGUCCGAUGAGACUGACAUUCCAUUUCUUAUUUUCUUGGAGUAGAAGUGAGAAUUAAACAAUUUUUGAAAGAAUAAAUAAAGUCAUUGGCCUCCCAUAGUCUUCCACUAUACACGGAUUUUUCAGACGAAUUGAUUUCAAUAUUAGCGCAAUGUCACGAGAAUCUAUAAGAUGAUCAAUAAAAUGUACAAAAAUAAAAAUAUUGAAACUUAUUAUUGCUCAAUUCAAGAAAAGUAACUCAAUGAAUUUUAACAUAUAUUUUCAUUCUUCCGUGAUUGUAAUACUGAUAAUAAGAUAAUUUAUAUACGUUUAUGACUUUAACAGCGUUUCUUCCGUAAAAAUGUGUUCCUACUUUCUACACAAUCGCAAUAAUCUUGUUUCGAUAUUCUUACUUUUGUACGAAAAGCUGAAUUCUCGAUCUUACUGCUAAUUUUUGCCGAUCGACGUUAUGAAUAACAACGGUCGAAAGCUAUUUGCCGCAUAAAUGAUGCAUCUGCGUGAAGCCUGUAGACUUUUUGGAUGUAAGUCUGAUUAUAAAGAAGUGUAAAAUGUCAAGAGUCGAAACGUUUUUAUUUUGUAAAAACGUUGCUGUGCAACUUUUCGCCGCUGGGCUUAAAAAUUAUCAUAUUAUAUAUAUAUAUAUGUGUGUGUGUGUGUGUGUGUGUGCGUGUGAUAAUUUUUUUCGCUGCAACGUCCAUGAUUUUUUCGUCGUUAUAAAGGCUCUUGGUGUAAGUAAUAUCGAAUUAAAAAGAUAAAAAAAUACUAAAAAAAAAAUUAAGAUAUACAUAUAUUAUAUAUUGUUGUCACUUUAUAUAUGAUGUGUGUAUAUGUCUCCUCAUAUCUAUAUACAUUAAAAGUAAAAACUAUUGCUGGGUAAUUAUUAAUUAGGUGUAUUGUACAAUUUAACGUGGAAAAAUAGUAGAGCUGUCGGUCAUGUCGACCAGGAUAACAUGCACCGUUGAUUGGCAAAUCAAAGAGAAAAUCCGAAAUGGAUUUCGGUUGUGAUGUGAAUGUUCGAGCGUAUUACGCAAGAUAAGAAUAUCAUGGCAAGGAAAUUAUGAGAAGCGAAUGGCAGAAAAAGCGAUUAAUAAAGACUAUAUUUUUCCAGCAUUUAAAAAA